AUGGAUAGUGAUUUAGCAUUUUGUCUAAAGGAUUUUGUUCAGCAACUCUGUAUAGAACAACAACAAGCUGUAGCACAAUCAAUUUUCGAUUUAUGUGUUGGAUCAAAAUUAGCAUCGACAUUUUCCAGCAGCUUUAUAGGCGCUGGUAUUGCUGAUGUUCAUGGUAGAUUGCCAAGCAGUGGUACUGAAAAUUUCAAUGUACCACAGGAACGAAUGAAUAAAAAGUGGAAUCGUAUAUAUACUGCAGAUGUGCAGCAGAGUAGUGAUGCAAAUGUACAACGAGUUUAUUGGGAAGGAUCAAUAGAUCGUGGCAGCAAACCAUAUUUUUGUCCAACAGGUUGGAAACGAUAUGGUAUAAAAGUAGCUAAUACAGCCGAUGAAUUUGAUGAGCGUUGGGGUCAGUGGUGUAUUGCUUAUCAUGGUACAGAAGAUACAAAUGCUGCUCCAAUACUGAAUUCGGGACUGAGAGCAAAUCAUGGAAUUCAUGGCACACUAGGAAAGUGUGUCUAUGUUUCACCGAGUAUUGAAUAUUCUGCACACCCACGAUAUGCAAAAGUACGUUACGAUCCGAGAACUGGUAAAUAUCAUCAGAUGAUAUUUCAAUGUCGUGUCAAUCCAGAACUUAUAAAAAUCUUUGGCGAUACGACAAUGGAACCGAAGUGGAGAGAUAAAGUGCAAAUAGAUCCACAUUUCAGUAAUAAAAAACUUGAAUGGGUUAUUGAAGCUUCGCCGAAUGGUCGCUAUAUAAAAGAAGAUAUAAUCUGCUAUGGUAUAAUGUUGAGAACAAGCACCGGUCGUCCAGGUCAAUUACCAUCAUCACAUUGGUGGCAAUAUUCGAAUUCGUCUUUACAGCGAAUGGUAGAACCGUUCAUGUAA
Messenger RNA from Didymodactylos carnosus, 876 nucleotides. The record is from the annotation of a GenBank genome assembly. NCBI's taxonomy places the organism in Eukaryota, Metazoa, Rotifera, Eurotatoria, Philodinida, Philodinidae.